Musa acuminata AAA Group (dessert banana) is the source of this 2035-nucleotide messenger RNA. Its product is annotated as probable protein phosphatase 2C 77. Gene Ontology annotation, molecular function: cation binding; protein serine/threonine phosphatase activity. The coding region runs from base 209 to 1453 and encodes 414 amino acids. The transcript is spliced from 4 exons. Gene Ontology annotation, biological process: peptidyl-threonine dephosphorylation. The record is from RefSeq and is a predicted model, not a curated record. NCBI's taxonomy places the organism in Eukaryota, Viridiplantae, Streptophyta, Magnoliopsida, Zingiberales, Musaceae.
CAGCAAGACUCUUCGUUUCCCCAACCUCCUUGGCCAUCUAAACCUGGCGAUUAGCCUUAAGAAUAGGAGACCUUUGACCUCGAACCUCAGGAUGGAAUAGAUACUAUAACCCGUUUCACAAUCAAAUCCCAUAACGAGAAGCACGAGCUAGAGGUAGAGAGAGGGAGAGGGAGAGGGAGAGCAGAGGGUGGAGGAGAGGCCCAAAGCAAUGGUUGAUCCAGAUAAGUUCCGGUACUCCUUGUGUUCUCGUGGGCGCCUGCUCCAGGUGCUCAGGAAGUACUUCUCCAUCGUUCCGUGCUCCAGUUCUCCUCGCCGCACCUUCCCGGCUCCAGCUUUCUCGUGGAAGAGGGUGGCCGAGCUGCCCGUUGCGGCCAACAAGAGGCCCAACGUGUCAUCCGACCGUAAGGUACACCCCGUUGAGGAUGAGAUUACCGGGCUGUUGGUUUCCGGCACCGACGGUGGUGUCGUUUUGAUCUCGAGUGAAUGCAAACAACCAGAUUCCGUAGUCGAACACGCCUCGUCUCUUUCCAAGGUGGGCGUGAAAGAAGAGAAGGUGCAGGAGAACAAAGAGCGUGAGGAGACGUCCGAUCCCCCUGUGAUGAGAGUUGUGGAGAGUACGCUACCGAAGACGAGAAGAAGACCGGCGAGGAUUGUGAUACCGAAGCCUUCGGCUGAUGCAGCUUUUAGUGUUGUGGGUGGGGAGCAGGAUGGGGUUCGAACGGAAUCGGAAGCCGAGGGUAGUGCUUACUGCGUGGUCAGUCGGAGAGGACAGAGGCAUAGGAUGGAAGAUGGGUAUGGGGUCAUACCCAACAUCCAUGGAGACGACAAGCAGGCCUUUUUCGGAGUGUUUGAUGGACACGGUGGACGUGCAGCUGUGGACUUCGUCUCUGAGAAGCUCGGGAAGAACAUUUUAACAGCUCUAGAAGAGCUACAGAAGGAAGAGAACCAAAUGGAGCUGGCCAUCAAAGAAGGCUUUUUGACCACGGACAGAGAAUUCCUAAGUCAGGGUGUGAGCAGUGGAGCAUGUGCAGUCACUGUGUUGCUAAAAGAUGGGGAGCUGCAUGCGGCCAAUGUGGGCGACUGCAGGGUGGUCAUUAGCAGGAAGGGAGUAGCAGAUGCUCUCACCGAUGACCACCGUGCCGGAAGAGAAGAUGAGCGCAAUCGUAUCGAAAACUCUGGGGGCUAUGUGACAUGCCGAAAUGGUAUGUGGAGAGUGCAGGACUCGCUAGCUGUGUCAAGAGCAAUUGGCGACAUGAACAUGAAGGAAUGGAUAAUUUCCGAGCCAGAGAUCAGGAAAAUCCACCUCACUACGGAUUGUGAAUCCCUAAUACUGGCCUCUGAUGGGUUGUGGGACAAAGUAUACUUUAGUACUGCUUUGCUGCAAAUGCGUCUCGUACUUAGCAGUCAAAUCUUCAGCAGUUCAUCUCUAACUCAUUUUCAUUUUCUUAGGUGACAAACCAGGAGGCGGUCGAUGUUGUCUCUAAGCACAGUUCCUCCAUGAAAUCCUGCAAAGAGCUCAUAGAAAUCUCCAGCAAUAAGGGCAACAGGGAUGACAUUACAGUCAUGGUGAUCGACCUCCAGAAAUUUAUGCACUCACGUGGCUAGCAAAACCUUUUGUACGUGGAGGAUCACUCUUUCAUGGAUUAAACUUGAAGGCGACAGAUGACAUGGAGAAGAUGAUCUGGAGACACUCCAAGGAACGCAUUGCAGAUGCUAUGCUCACCGGAGAUAUCAAGAAAGAUCAGACUUGAGACGCAAAAAAGAUCAUAUAUUGAGGAGCAGAAUUAGGAGACACACGCAGAAGAUAUGGAGAAAGCCAGUGCUUGUGUGGAUAUACAUCUUCUAAGGGGUUGUUCUUCAGAUUUUGUCUACAUAUAUUUUCUAGACCGUGAAGUCCUUCCUCUAGCAAACAGAUCGAUGAAGCGCUAUGUAGGAUUUGCCUCAAGAACAACCAAGAAUUAUAACUCAUCUCUUAUUCUAUAAAUCUUACCGCGAGCAAUGUAAUAUGGGGCUGUUCCAGGCCGGGCGAAGCUAA